AUGGCUUUGGAAGAGGGUGAAUGCUUGGACGACUCGCUUGUUUGGCGCUUAAAGCAUGCAAUUUCGCAGCACAUUACAUUUUCAAGGAAUUUGGUCGUUUCUGGAAUCAUUUCAUACAGUGUAGAUGGUUGUAGUGAAAAAUUUGUCAAAAUUAACUUUUCUCUUAACGGUCAAGAGAAUGCAAAUGGUAUGGCGUCGCCGAACGAAUCUCCAGUCGAAUCUGCCUGCGCUUUGUCAGUUGAAACGAAGCCACCAGAAUGUGUCUCGUCUUCUGCUUCUCCUCCGAUUUUAUCAAGCAAUUUGGGUUGUCUCCCCGUCCAAAACCAAACAAAUAAAAAUGUGGGUUCAGAUGCGAUUGUUGAAGAGAGAAGGGGAAGACGUAAGUCGAACAAGCCUCGUCGACAACUCCCAACCAACAAUGAUAUUUCAUCAAUUGGCGUUGUUGCAUCUACCGACUUAAGUGGAGACGAAAAGAAUGAAGAUGAUUCUACACCAUCGAAAAAGAUUAAGCAUGAUGAGUCUGAAGAGUCUCAGCAACUGACAAAUAAUCCAGUCAUUGUUCCCGAUGCUGCUCAACCCGGAGCAUUGCAGGCAUUACUAGCUUCCUUGGUUGGCGCAGGAUUUAAGUUGGAUCAUCAAAAAAAUCCUGGCGUCAAUCCCUUCAUCACUAAUCUCUCUUGUGGAUUACCCUUGGCCGAACAAUCACUGAUGCAGCGAAUUACUCCAAACAGUCAGGGCUCAGUCCCUCUUGCUGACAUCAUGCUUAAGCAGAAUCUCCAAGGCUCGACUUCCCUAUCCGCUGAUCACAAUCCUUCCAGUCUUUUGACAACCAUUUGUGAAACGUCAGGUCAGCCGCCGAAAAGUGUAUUCAUUGGCAAGUCUGUAGCUGCAGCAUUUGCAGCUGCUGCCGCCAGUGGGAAUAAUAACAAUGUUUCCACCCCCGUUUUGCAGGCUACCCAAACAUCACAGUCGGCAGAUGUUUUAUCUGAUGAAAGUUUGAAUUCUGAACAGAACGAUGUACCUCCCGGUUCUUCAUUAGGUGAUGCAGCAACAACGCUUGGAAAUGGUAGUAUAAACUUCCUUCGUUGCGGUUCAAUGUCACAAAGCAUUGCUGCACCCAUUUCUAUUAAUUUGCCCAUCACCACUAGCGCUGCACUUCAGCCGACCUUAACUGUGAUUGGAAGUCUGCCGAAUUCCUUAUCAAAUAGUGUCCCUGCCACCAUUCUUUCAAUUGGAAAUCCUAAUAAUCGAAAUUUUCCGGCUUCCAGUAACACAUCAGCAAUCACAGCUCUUUUACGUGGCUUAAGUCGUUCAAAAUCAUUAGCAACCACUUCAGGAAGCGAAUCAUCGACUUCAAAAACUGCCAAUACUCCUGCCGCAGAACCUCCUGUUAUGUCGUCCAACAUUGAUACAAAAUCCGUUUCUGAUUCAUCUGCCUCUCAGUUACCACUGGACAUAAACUCACUUACCGCUGCUGUUGCCGCCGUCACUGGCACUCUUCCACGCAAUCCGACCAUUUCACCUGGACCUUUACCUGGAUCGGUACUCCUUUCAUGCCCGAAGAUUGUCCCAAAUGGUGAUCAAAAUUCAUCUAUUUUAAAUGUUGUUAAUCAAAGGACAAACGACAGUUCUGUGCUUACGACAGAUACGGGAACCAUAGUGACGGAACAAAUCAAAUCGGAACCAUCGUUAAAGGAAUCCCCUGAUUCUACCAUUGACAGGAUUCUUGAGAACAUCCGCGGUCAGCUUCGAGCGUCUGAGGCUGAGAAAGCUGCCAGAGCCUCUCUUGUCGCCUCAAAUACUUGCGUACGGAAGGUGAAGGUUAAUGACGCAAAGCCUCCGUCUUUAAUUUCACAAAGUGGGGGAGUCCGUCUCCAGCUCCCCAUCAAAAAAGGUAAUGGUAAAUUAGCCCCUGUAGCUCCAAAUCCAACAACUAGAACAGGACUUUCUACCUCAAUUAAUUUGUCGAAUACUAACUCAGCGUCAACUAUUACGUCUGCAAUGGAGUCCGUUCACAAGGUUUACAAGUGUCGAUAUUGCGGGAAAACUUUUAAUCGCAAAUUUUGUCGAGAACGUCACGAACGGCUUCACACCGGCGUGAAGCCCUACACUUGCGAAAUUUGCAAUGAAAAAUUCAUUCGUUUAGAGGACAAGAAGCGUCAUGUACGCUCAAUUCUGCAUACUUCGCGUGUAGCAGCUGCACAGGCUUCUGGAAAGUUAAUUCCUGCAGGUCUGGAUCCCCAGGAUAUGUCAGAAGGUGAUGCUUCCCCCACUUCCGAACAUACUUUUUGCAUGGAAGAUCCGGUAGCAGACACUCAGGCAGAAGCUGAGUCUUCAGAGGAUCCGAUUCCCAUUUCCGCUUCCCCAUCACCGCCUACUCAGGCAACCUUCAAGCAUUUCCGCCGCUCAGAGCUGAAGCAAUCGGUAACGCCCGUUCGACUUCUUUCCACCGAAGGUGCCGAACCAGGCUAA
Messenger RNA from Hydatigera taeniaeformis, 2472 nucleotides. The record is from the annotation of a GenBank genome assembly. NCBI's taxonomy places the organism in Eukaryota, Metazoa, Platyhelminthes, Cestoda, Cyclophyllidea, Taeniidae.